Molecule: messenger RNA, 1212 nt
Organism: Carassius auratus (goldfish)
Lineage: Eukaryota; Metazoa; Chordata; Actinopteri; Cypriniformes; Cyprinidae
Product: MICOS complex subunit MIC13
Exons: 4
Coding region: 154-489 (111 amino acids)
Biological process (GO): cristae formation
Cellular component (GO): mitochondrial crista junction; MICOS complex
Source: RefSeq, a predicted model, not a curated record
AUUCAAAACGAGCUUUAUUGCUUUCAGCUCGUCCUGCAGGCGCUAAUGCCCUUGUCAGUGAAGUUCGCUGUCAAGUUAGGGCAAAAACCUAUUGUAAAGUAGGGUUUUAUUUCACAGUUUUGUGCUUAAUAGCAUACUAUUGCUUUUAGGACCAUGGCUGCCAAGAUUUUGCCUGUAGUGAAGCUUGCAACAAAAGUGACCAUCGCAGGUGGCGCUAUAUAUGUCGCGUAUGAUUCAGGUCUUCUUGGAGAUGGCAAAGAGGGAUCUGUCACACUGGGUCGAGCUAAAGCUGCCAUCCCACCUGCUGUGGAGGAGUGGGUGAAGUACUUUGGCUUUGAGCUUCCUGCCACACCCAAAAUUGAGUUUUCACCACUGGAUGCAUGGAACUCAGGGGUCCAGAAGUCUAUCCAUGCCCUAUCGAUCGCCCCGUCUACAGUUAGUGACUACACCAAACAAGGCCUCCAAUAUGUUAAAGACCUCACAAAAUGAGCAUUUAGAACUUUAAAGUUAGUACAAGAUGCUCUUGAAAUAUUUCAGUGGAUGAUAAUACUAACACACUUGGAGAAACUUUUCCCUUGCAUUUAUAUCAUAGACUAAAUUCCAUUGUGGAACAAAAAAUUGAAUUAUUAUGAGGAUAGUGAUGGUGCAAACCAAAUUUUUUUUUUGGUAACAGAAAAAUACAGUUGUAAAGCAUUGAGAUGAAUCAAAAAUAUUUUGAAGAUCAUAACAGAAGUGUGUUCUAUAUGUAUAUUGUUAUUCAGCUCUUUUAUUUAUCUGAUAAAUCUCUUUCUGGAAAUGUUCUGUUUUGUCAUUGAUCUUCCCCUCGAUCCAUCCAAAAAUUCACCCUUUUUAUAUAGACACAAAAGGACUGCAACUGAGUUUUGUAUAGUUUAGAGUCCCAUGUAGCUCUGUCUAAUGUAAAAUAAAUCAUGUCAAAUAUUUGAUGAAGUCCUUCUGCGUGAAUGUGUUUGCUAACAACUACUAUUUGUUUAAAGCUUGUUAAGACUAGAUAACGCUUGGAGUCAGUCUAACCACAUGAAAGCUUUACUUAGUAACACUUUUCAGCUUUACCACAGAGCAGUGCUGUUUUCAUGUCAAGAUAGACCCCAAACACUUUUCUGCAUGUCUUGACUCAUUUUGAAAGUUUUGCAGUGGCCACGUGUCAUCUUACCAGAACAUGUUAAUUAAAGAACAUGUAUGUGCUUGGAAACA